AUGGAGGACCAACUGAGGUUGUGCACCCUCCAGCUGCUGACUGACUACCUGGAGUACUGCACCCAGAGGCCCAGCAGCACCCCAAACCCUACAUCCUCACUUGAGGCCACCGUGAUGUGCUCCAUCGCCUCCCAGGUACAGAAGUGUUACCAGCUUUCCUGGACCUGCUACCGCCAAUUAGCCGCCACAGUGAGGAGACAUGGGUGGGGGGUUGGGGGAGCCAAGGUUUUACAUCUCUUUAAAACAUUGCACAGGACCAGACAGCAAGUUUUUAAAAAUAAUACCAGAGCAUUAGAAGCAGCCAGAAUAAAAAUAAAUAUAAAUAAUAAUAAUAAUAAAAAUGAAGCUUCUCCUAAGAAAAUAAAAGAGCUAAUAAAGACAGGUUCCAGUGUGGAAUUGUUAUUCAGAACAUCCAUUAUACAAGGUAUUCACACAAAUCACAGUACACUGAAAUUGGUCCCUAGGAAAUACCUUUUAUAGAAAAU
Myotis davidii is the source of this 485-nucleotide messenger RNA. It is a transcript of the gene LYRM7, whose product is annotated as LYR motif containing 7. The record is from RefSeq and is a predicted model, not a curated record. Gene Ontology annotation, biological process: mitochondrial respiratory chain complex III assembly; regulation of apoptotic process. NCBI's taxonomy places the organism in Eukaryota, Metazoa, Chordata, Mammalia, Chiroptera, Vespertilionidae.